Molecule: messenger RNA, 594 nt
Organism: Athalia rosae (coleseed sawfly)
Lineage: Eukaryota; Metazoa; Arthropoda; Insecta; Hymenoptera; Athaliidae
Gene: ND-13B
Product: NADH dehydrogenase [ubiquinone] 1 alpha subcomplex subunit 5
Exons: 3
Coding region: 141-497 (118 amino acids)
Biological process (GO): respiratory electron transport chain
Source: RefSeq, a predicted model, not a curated record
CUACCACACUGCAAGCGAAAUCGACGAAGACCACUCGCUGUUUCUCGUCUGCUGCUGUUUGUCAUGCGCACAAAUUACGACGUAAAGGAUUUCUGCUGAAAACUUGGGUGCUUUAUGGUUUUUCCUUCCCCUACGUAAAAAUGGCUGGGGUAUUAAAAAAGUCAACACUUCUGACCCGGGUGCCUGUCGCCGUCAACCCACAUCAUACCUUGGGGGUAUUAUACAGCAAGAUUCUUCGUGCCAUUGACAAAAUGCCCAAAGAUUAUCCAUACAGGAUUAACACAGAAACUAUUAUCAAGGAACGAGCUGCACACGUGAAAAACAAUCCAGUUGUAGCAGACUUUGAAAAAGCUAUAGACUGUGGUCAAGCAGAGGAGUUAAUUAUUCAAGCUGAAAGUGAAUUGCAAUUGGCACGGAAGUUCUUAGGUUGGAAGCCAUGGGAACCACUGGUCCAGGAAGCGCCUGCUAACCAAUGGAUGUGGCCUCCAACCAAAUAAUAUGUGAAUAUGGUAUGGUAUUUAAGAUUAAAAGAAUCAUGAGCAAAGGCAAAGUAGAUGAAAGUUAUUGUAAAUAAAUAUAUCUCUGAUCCUACAA